CGCUCACAACCCAAACAAUGAAUACCAACAUGGUGGCAAUGUGCUACACAGUUUGAAAAUGCAGGUCGUGUCAUGCUUUGAAAAAAAUCAUUUUAUACACGAAUUUGGUGGAAAAUGUCGGACCCUAAACGUGCUACUCUUAUAACAGUGGGUGCUCCUAAAAGUGCAAAGAAUAAUGUGAACAAAACAGUGAGAUUAACUAUAAAUUUGGAUGAAAGCAACGAAAGUAAAUAUCCGGAGCUGAAUUACAAGGAACUAGUCAUUGCAGAAGAGAGAAAGAAGAAAGUGGAUAGAGAAAAUGGCAAGACCACAGCUGGGCUGGAUCCGUUCUCAGAGAACAAUGAUGAUGUGGUCCGCGUCGCUAGGCAGUUUGAGCAGAAAUAUGGCGGUAAAAGUACAUAUGGCCGUAAGGGCAGGUCGAAGCAUGAUGAUUUCGCGGACAUCGGAGCUGGCUACGAUGAAAAUGAUUCCUUUAUCGACAAUACGCAUGGGUACGAUGAGAUGAUCCCGCCGGAGUGCGACACUCUACACGGCGGGUUCUACAUCAACUGCGGCUCGCUGGAGUUCAAGAGUGUGGCUGACCAAGCUGCGAUAUCUGAUGCUGAACCCGGAAGUAGUCGAAGGAAUAAGAGGCGUAUAUCAUCAAGCAGCAGUGAGGACGAUUCGUCAGACAGAAGUUCUUCAGAGUCCAGUCAAGAUGAGAAGGAUCCCAAGGCGAUAGCUAACGGCGAUGUAGACUCGCAUAAGACUGAACAUCGGAAGAAGAAAAACAAAAAGAUUGAUAAGAAGACGGCCAAGAAAGUGCGGCGCACUGACUCAUCGGCCGCUACGUCUGGCAAGCAGACUUCUGAUGAUAAUGGUCACGGCGACGCUGAGAGCGCAGACUCCCACACGUCGCAGUCAGACUCUCUCACGUCCAAACCUACUCCCAGCUCCGAGAAUGCUGCCACUUCAGAUAGCUCAAGAGACACAGAGACCAAACUGGAGGUAAAGUUCCCCGCGGGGGUGGUGUCCGCGCUGGACGCGUUGGACGCCUUCGUGGCGCGACACCUCGCGCUCAACCCACACACGCCGCGGAAACAACUCCUCGCGCACACAGACGAGUAUAUCGUUAGACUAGAGCAAGUCCUCCGCAGCUCGGGCUGCGAGGCGCGCGUGGUCCGCGCCGGCUGGGCGCGCGCCGCGCGGACCCUCGCCACCACGCGCGCCAAGCUACUGCAGCGGGUCAAGGCUAGGGCUGAACAGGCCACUACAAACUCAACAAUUGCUCAAACAACAGCAUCAACGAACACUGCCAACUCGACCGCCUUGCCUCCAUCCACAGUAACGAACCACAAUAGCAAGAGGAAAGCUGAUGAUGAUCUCGUUGAUUUCGAUCCAGACAACCUGACUGAUGAGGAACGAGAGGCUUUACUUGUUGAGACUUUGUACAGAUUGAAAGUGCUUAUUGAUGAGAAGAAGCCAGCGAUGAUAGCUAAUUACAAUGCAGAAUGUGAAAGAGUACAAGAAGAAAGGAAAAAGAUCCAGAUAGCGUCAGCGGCGGAGGGCGUGCCGGUGGUGGAGAAGCGUCUCCCAAAGCGUCGCUUCCCGUGGUGCGGCCGCAGCCGCGCGCUCGUAUCGCGCGCCGCCCGCCUCGCCGCCAGCCACGCGCCGCGCACUCUGCUGGCGCGCGUGCUGCCGCUCUUCCCGCAGGGCUUCGUCAGGAUGCCCACCCUGCUGCGACAGGCCGAUAUCAGUAAACAACUAAAAGCAACAGACUCCAAGCGGCCGCGGCUAGGCUCCACCUCCCAGCCGGCCGCCCCCAGCCAACGUACAGAGCCCCCAGCGCCGCGGCCGGAGCCGGCCCCCGCGGCGGCGCCAGCCCCCGCAUCCUUCACGGAGCCCAUCCACUUCCCCAGCUCGCUCACCGUCACCACUACCAACACCAAACAGUCUCCAGACAAAACUGAAGUUCCCGUCACUUCGGAAGACAAAGCCCCCUACAAGACAAAUUCUUUGGUCUUUGGCUCGAUAAUGAACUCUAUCUCUCUCAGCAAAGACCUCAUUGUAGAUAAAAAAGACAAUGAAAAGAAAGAAGAACUAUACAUUCCCCCCAACAAUAUAGGCAGCAUAACAAUAACACCUGUACCUAGUAAUCCCCCUAAACCUGAGAAGAAGCUCAUGAAUAACAAUGUGCAAGCAUCAACAGCGGAUAAGUCUGGUUUAAUUAGGGUUAAAUCACCAGCAGCAUUGAAUGAAAUGGUGAAAAAAGAUAAAGUUAAGAAGCCAGAAAAGAGUCAAGUUAAAGAGAAAAGAGUAGAUUCGCCGUUACAUGUAGAUACGAGUUACCAGCCGAGUAAAAAGGACCCAAGUCCGAAACAUAAAGAAGAAAUACCACAGAAGCAGAUAGAGAGUAUGCGAGUGAGUGAGAACAACAUCCCGAGGCCGGCGCUAGUGCCGGUGCAUCACUCGCCGACGUUCGCGAAGCCAGACAAGCGGCCGCCCGACGUGAAGCGGAAGAAAGACGUCGUCAUUAUCUCGGACGUGGACCCGCUGAGUGAACAGGAACCCCUCGCCGUGGACGACAGUAGCAGCGACGUGGAGCUAGUGGAGGACAAUAGGACUGACAAAAGUGAAAGUAAACGUGAUAAAAGUGACACAGUGCCUUCCAAGGACCGCGUGAACUAUGACGCUAACAAAAAAGUGAAUAAUGUGAAGUGUAAGAAAGAUAAGGAAGUGCAUAAGAGUAGUGAGAGUGAGGAACCUACCAAUGAUGAUAUUGAUACGCUCAUGAGGAAUCUCAGGGAGAUGGAGCAUUCUCAAGAGCCAACAAAGUUCAACAGUAAUUCUUAUGGAGGUGUGAUAACUAACGCGAAACACGAGAGGUCUUCCAGCCAGCCCGCGUUCCCGCGGGGCGCUGUCUUCGAGGCCCGAGACAGAGACAAGCUUACAGAACGCACUUCUUUGAACAAAAUGGAUGGAUGUAAUGGCAUCACAGGCUGAAAAGCGAAGCUGUAGAAAUCACAAGGAUGUUGUAACAGUUACAUGAAGAAUAGUAUGUAUAUCAACCGAACUAGCCGCUACUGGAUUACUGAAACUGUAAUAUUGACGCGUCUCUACAAGUUGAUAGCUCGUGUUGUACCCAACUUAUAUUCAAACUAGCCUAGGUAUGUCAUAUAAAUGAUACUUCUUAAACCCCAAAUAGACGACUAAAUAGCACUUAUUUUUAAAAUUACG
Spodoptera littoralis (African cotton leafworm) is the source of this 3216-nucleotide messenger RNA. The record is from the annotation of a GenBank genome assembly. NCBI's taxonomy places the organism in Eukaryota, Metazoa, Arthropoda, Insecta, Lepidoptera, Noctuidae.